This is a messenger RNA of Salvia miltiorrhiza (redroot sage), 1104 nucleotides long. RefSeq lists its product as uncharacterized. Gene Ontology annotation, biological process: intracellular monoatomic cation homeostasis. Gene Ontology annotation, cellular component: mitochondrial inner membrane. Bases 1 to 1104 code for a protein of 367 amino acids. The transcript is spliced from 7 exons. The record is from RefSeq and is a predicted model, not a curated record. NCBI's taxonomy places the organism in Eukaryota, Viridiplantae, Streptophyta, Magnoliopsida, Lamiales, Lamiaceae.
AUGGCCCACCAUUGCAGUUUCUCCAUGGAGCUUCUUCACAAGCAUUUCAGUCGAAAUGGAUCCCUCCCAGAGCAGUAUCUCAGAUGGCAUCCGUGUCUGGCUCUAGUUUUGAGGAUGAUUGUUCUGUGUUCGAAACUCAAUGUAGCCAAGCGGAGUUCAAUCGCGUUAGAUUAUCUUGUUCGGGUGCUACAUGAAUCUUCUAGAAGCUUCUCCCUUGCAAUGCAGACUCUUGAAUUGGCUAGAACCGGAUCACCACUUGCAAUGGCGUGGAACGGAGUGGAUGUGCACGCUUGGCAUAAACACAUUGCUUAUCAGGCUGCAGCUUAUGCAUUGCUCAAAGCAGCUAUGGAAGUGGAACUGUUUCUCUCUCACAAUCGCUCCAACAAUUCCCCCGUGAAUGAGAUUUUUCCAUUCAUCUGUUCCUCAGGAUACGAAGAGCUCGCAUAUGUCAUGACGUUUAUUUCUUUGAUGUUCGCCAGUCUGUCUCCGAGUAUAGACUUACUUCAAGGCCGCAUUGAGAGUCAGUUAAACACAAGGGACCCGAAACUGGUACAAUGGUUUCGAGUGGUGGAGCUCCCACGCAUUGACGGAUGCUUUAUGCCUUUAUUCAAGAAAUGGUCAGCAGAAUACGCUGGAAGCACCCGAAAGUUGAGUAGAAAUCUAACACACAAAUUGCUCAGUGGUAUUGCAGGAACGAUCAUGGCCAUCACAUGCUGUGCCGCUGUUGGAAAGUUGGGUUCUGGUCGGAUUUCGUGCUCCUCGUUAUCAGAUUCAAUCGACCAAACACUGAUAGAACUUAUGACCAUGGCAAGCAAUUUAGUUUCUCUUGACAAACUGCACUGCUUGGCAACUGAGGCUGGGUUCGAGGAGGAUUUCCUGUCUCAUUUCGGGAGUAGAGUUCUCCCGACGCUAGAAAGAGAGAGUGUUAUCAAGGGCAGACAUGAUCUUUCCAACAAGGUUGAAGAGCAAACUUUGGCUACUCUGGCACUGUUUUUGUAUCUAGGAAGAGAAUCGCGGUUAUUCUUGUCGAGGCACAACAUAAAGGAUACUGAUGAACAGAUUAAUGAUUUCAUAAGAGGAGGUUUUGCUUCUGCAGUUACUUAG